AUGGAAGGAAAGGUCAACAACUCUAAUUGUUCUCAAGGGAUGAACCAACAACAACAACAUCAACAACCGCAACAACAACAACAACUGCAACAACAACCGCAACAACAACAACAACAACAACCAAGAGCUGUUGAUCAAACAACCUCAUACACACCGGUUGUUUUAUCCAAAGAAGAAUCACAAGAUAACCAAUUACCAAUUGACACAACAAAUAAUGAAGAUCCAACCACUCCUGAAAUUAUUGAAUUAAAUUACAAUGACAUUAACAACAAUAAUAACAACAACAACGACAACGAUAAUGACAACGACAACGACGACAAUUAUGACAGUACAACAGAAACAGAUAUAAUGAUGGAUCCGAACAAAAAAUCUGGAAAGAUAUUCGUUGGUGGAUUAACAAAAUCAACCUCUAGUGUACAAUUUUUAUUAAUUUAUAUUUUAUUAUCAUCAUACUAUUCAAAUACCACAGAUAAAUUAAAGAAAUACUUUUCAGAGUUUGGUGAAGUUCAAGAUUCAUUGGUUAUUAAAAGUAAUGAGAAAACGGUGAAGAGUAGAGGAUUUGGAUUUGUGACUUUCAAACAUCCAGAUGUAAUAGAUAAAAUACUUACAAUUGAGCAUGUUAUUGAUGGAAAACAAGAGUCUGUACACAACUAUGUUUUGAACGAACAAAAGCAUGUUAUUGCAGGCAAGAAAGUCGAUGUCAGGUUAGCUGACAGCAAGAAAUCAAAGACCUCAACCACAACAACACCCACCAAUCCACUCAAAAGUUCAACUUCAUCACUCAGCGGCAGCUCUUCUUCAAUAUUGACAAGCCCUCUACAACAAACAUUUAUCUCAACAUUGACAAGUCCAACACCACCCAGUUCCCAAUCUUCUUCGACCUCAACAUCAAGUAAUUUUAGCAGUGGUAGCAGUAACAAUAACAACAGCAACAACAACAGUAACAGUAAUAAUAAUAAUAACAAUACAUCAACUCAAACUUUAUCAAGUUCCACGAACAAUUCAUCCCAUAUGAAUAAUAAUAAUCAAUCUAUCAAUAAUAACAGCAAUAGCAAUAGCAAUACAGUCAAUACAUCUACUACCACUAAUUUUCAUUCAACACCAACUCAACAACAUCAAAAUGUGCAUUCACAAUCGAGACAGUCAGCACAAGCCAAUCAAUCAGCAUCACUUUCACCACCAUAUACAUUGCAACCGAUUUUAUCUCCACCGCACCAUAUACCCAUGGAUUCUACCAAUACCAAUCAAUACAUUGGCCUUUACCCCAAUCAAAAUCCAGAAUUAUAUUACUAUCACGAUAGUCGAUCGCCAACAGGCAAUAUAUAUCAGCCUCUAUCAAAUCAUAUCAUGAUGGUCCCAUUUGUAUAUCCACCACAUCCCUAUUAUGCUACACCUCCACCUCAAAAUCAAUAUCAUUCGAGUAAAUAUAAUACACAACAACAACAUUAUCAGUUGAGCUAUUCUCCAAACAUAUACGCUAACAGGUUUUAUGGCCAACCAACACCAAGAUAUUAUUAUACUGGCUAUGGAUACGCAGAUGAAUUAACUGCCAAUGAUCCAAGCCAACAACUUCAAACUACACCAAUUCCACAGCAACAACAACAACAACAACCAUCACCACAUCAUCAACAUCAAAAACCCAACAACUCGAUUCACCAAUCGAUCAGUCAAAAAUCACCGUUAUUACCACCAGUUUCGCCUAAAAAGCCACACUCUCCAAAAACACAAAUAGCCAACAAUCACAACCAUAGUAGGCAGGAAAAAGAAGCUAUUUUAUCUUCGCCAUCCUCCAACUCAACAUCUUCUCCAAUUUCUUCACCUUCACCGAUUUCAACACCAAUCAAACAUUCACCACACAAACCACGAGCCAACAAUAAUAAUAAUAUUACCACCACCAACAACAACAACAACAAACACCAAUCAUCACCAACCUCAAACCUCUCCGAUUCAAAUGAUUCCUUUAGAAAGGCAUCAGAUUAA
Molecule: messenger RNA, 1980 nt
Organism: Heterostelium album PN500
Lineage: Eukaryota; Evosea; Eumycetozoa; Acytosteliales; Acytosteliaceae
Exons: 4
Coding region: 1-1980 (659 amino acids)
Biological process (GO): regulation of gene expression
Cellular component (GO): nucleoplasm
Molecular function (GO): RNA binding
Source: RefSeq, a predicted model, not a curated record